Molecule: messenger RNA, 3146 nt
Organism: Sciurus carolinensis (gray squirrel)
Lineage: Eukaryota; Metazoa; Chordata; Mammalia; Rodentia; Sciuridae
Gene: Prr29
Product: proline rich 29
Exons: 5
Coding region: 23-766 (247 amino acids)
Source: RefSeq, a predicted model, not a curated record
CCCUGGCCUACGGACUCUGGCCAUGGCUUCGGGACCCGGCGGGAGCUGGGGUAGCGCUGUAUCACAGAGUGCAGUCCCCACGCCCUGGGUGACCAUCCUGCAACCCCUCCCGUGGGCCGUCCCACCCCCGCCCUCGCAGCCCGGCCGCGUGAAGGAAGACCUGCUGGAGCUGAUGAUGCUGCAGAACGCGCAGAUGCACCAGCUGCUGCUGAGCCGCCUGGCCGCGGGGGCGGGGGCGCUGAGCCCCGCGCGCGACUGGCCCAGCCCGCAGGUCUACCUAGAGGAUCAACAGGAAGAACUGCAGGAGCAGAUGGACACCCAGGAGGAAGGGCCUCUGGUGUUCCACCACCACUACCUGCCCUGUCCAGUGCCCUCCCAGGGCCCCCUACCACUCUGGCCAGCCCCUUUCCUUCCCCCGCCCCCACACCAGCCCCUCUUGCAGGAGGCACCCAGGAUUCAGCACCGGCCUCCUCCCUCCCAGAAAAGGGGGAUGAGAACUGUGCCCCCGCCCCCACCCCCCAGUGCCACAGGGACUGUGGGUGCAGAUGUACCUCCUGCUUCAGGUAGGGGGCUGGGUAGGUGUGCAGUGGGCCCAAGCCCAGGAGUGGAUUGGGAGGCCAGGAGGGCCGUGUGCCCUGUGUGGGGGCAUCUGCUCUCACUGACGUGGGUACUGGGCUGCCCCCUUCUGUAUUCCUCCUUGGGGUCCACUGGGGCAGGAGGGAGGCCAAGAUGGGGUGCUAUCUCCCUAGACUACUACGAUGUUUAGAGUAUGCCAUGAGGAUGGAUGCCUGUGGGGGCCACGCCUGCUUCAGCGCAAGACAGAAAACAGUCUGGAAGUUUCCGCCUGCCCCUCUGCUGUCUGUCGACUCUGCACCCUUGCUGACAGCCUUUCUUACUGGCUCAACCUCAGCCAGCCCCUCUCCACUGUGGUUUUUAACGGGCCCGUAAACGUUCCUUCUUGCCCCUUCCAGGGCUUGAAGGCCACAAAACCCAGCUCUGCCUCACUGUCUCCUGCCUGGACUAGAGGCGAACGCGGUGCCAGAGCCCCAGGCCCACCUUUGUCCCUCACUCCUCCUUCUGGGAUGACAAAGAUGGUGGGGCUGCCUUUUGGCCUAAUAAUGGGGCAGGAGAGAAGACCAAUGCUCCUGUUUUCCCAGAUCUUGAAGACCUCCUUGGGGGAGAGAAGGGCCCAGAGUGGUGGAGGAGAGGCUAGCUGGGUAGGACGUGGAGCUGAGCCAGUUCCCUUGGGCCCCCUCCUCAUACAGUAGGAAAGAGAGUCAGUGUUGAGUCCUGAUCCCACUAGGAACAGCCCGAGGUCCCCUAGGGCCAGGUGAGAGCAGUGACCUCCUCCUCCAAUAGGAAUUCACGACUGGGGGCCAGAUAAGGGUGGUGUUGGAUAAUGGCCAGUCAGCCAGAGGUGCCCUGAGCCUGGGUCAGCAGAGCCCUGGAAGACCCUAUGAAGGAGAAGACAGGAAGGAGGCUGAGGGACCUGUGGGGCCAGAAGUCCAUGCCUGGUGCCUUGUCCUUCUCAACUGUUGACUGUUAUCCCAGGAGCAGACAUGGAGGACACAGGGUUAAGUCCAGGCAUUUGUAUUCAGGCUAGAAAAGAAAUGUCCCCAGGGUCCUGGGCUGCUGUCAUAGUCCUUCAACCAGGGCCGGACCACAACCCUGAGGAGUCACGUUGAGUUCCAGCAGUCACCAUGGCUGUGGCCACGCAGCUCACGCAGGCUGUGCCCGGAAGACCUGGGGCAGCCUCUUCCAGGCAGCACGCACCCCAUAGGUGCCUGUCCGCCUCUGGCGCCAGUGCUGGCCGAAGAUAAAGCAGAGCAGGACGGACGUCACGAACAAGAACAGCAGUACUGACACGACUGGGAAAAUGAUGAUCGUCUGGUUGUUCAGUGUGGGUUCUGGGGAAGGAGGAGGCGGUGGUCUUAGAAGUCCGCAGGUGCCACCCAUCACGCACACCCAGUCAUUCACCCAGCAGUCACCCUGGUUGCCAAAAGAAAGGUCACAUGGUGUCUGCCUCCAGAGUGGGAUGUAGGAUAAAGGUGACCCAGGCCUCAGGCACCAAUGCGACUGUGAGGGCAGAUGUCCCCCCUGCUAGCAGCUCCUGAGACCAGCAUGUAGCUGAGCACCAUGGCCUGGAGCUGGGCUGGUCCAGAGUAAGCCUCACCAGGCAGAGCCCAGUGCGUUCUGUGCAAACAGGCUUCCUGUUGGGAGAGAAUGCUUUGGCCACCGAGAGUCAUGGAACAGCUGUGCCUCAGGGGCCUUAUGGGUCAGGCAGACCAGCCUGCCAUUGCAGAAAGCAGCCACGGGCAGAGAGAGCACGUUGCCUUGGUCAAGGCCACACAGCUCAUGAAUAGCCAAGCACCGAGUUGAGCUCUCCUGACUGCUGGAACACACAGGGUCUGGCUGGGGACUUGAGAGAAUCAGGAAACGGGGGAGAAUAAAGAGGAGCUCUCAGGAUGACAUAUGCACCCCAACCUGCCCGAGAGUGGGGCUCAAGGCUGAGAGGGAAUGCUGUCUCCCUUCACCUCUGCCCUUGGGGUCUCCUCACCAUAGACCUCGAGGACCUGGUUUUCCGAGAUGCUGCGAAAGACACUCCCACCGCGAGCCCGCAGGUCCAGCUCAGCCUGACAGGAGAAGUUCAGGAGGCCAUCCUCUUUGUUUGCUGUGCUGUUGAGGGCGACUCUGGCCUCUUGGGGGGCAGGUGCUCCCCCACUAAAGGUCUGGCUGUGCAGGGUCUCCUUGCCACGGAGCAGGGUGAGGGUGAGGCUCUCAAUAGGCUCCACAGUGGGCACCCUGCACUCGAUAGUGAAAGGUUUGCCCAGGGUCACCCACAUGGGCUGCAGCUUCAGUGUGACCUGCUUAGGAAGCUCUGUGGGGAUGAAGGAGGAAGGACUGGUCAGCAUGGGGGUGUGUCUCCACAGGCCCUACCUGGCCAAGGUCACUUUGGUGUUCCAGGAAUUAUAGGGGAGGAAGUGGGUUGGGGUCUGGGUUGCUCCAGUGUGAUGAGAGGAGGAAAGAAGAAUUAAGGCUGAAGGAGGUGCCAGGUGGUAGAUCUGUGGAUGUGAUUAGGAGAAUAGACAAGAUGGAGGUGAGCUGGUGUCUACAAAGAAAAGGUCCAGAAUUUGUACAGCUAGCUG